This is a messenger RNA of Rotaria sp. Silwood1, 657 nucleotides long. The record is from the annotation of a GenBank genome assembly. NCBI's taxonomy places the organism in Eukaryota, Metazoa, Rotifera, Eurotatoria, Philodinida, Philodinidae.
AUGUCAAUCACAGAUAGUAAUAUGAAAAUCGAAACCUUGGCUUGGAUAACUGAUGAUGAAGCUGAAUUUUGGACAAGUACAUCACCUAGAGAAACAAAGAAAACGUUUAAACAUUUUUCAACAUCAAAAGUUUUUCCUUCAGAUGUUUCUUCAUCUAAUAGUCUUCAAAAUGAAACAAAUAAACAAUUAAAUUCGCAAAACGAAGAUCCUUUGUCAUUAUCAUAUAAACAACUGAUUGAAAAACAAGCGAAAGAAGUGUCAGAAAAUGCUGAAAAAACUCGAGUUUUUGAGAAAUUUCAAUUAGAGGAAAAUGUACCCGGAAUAAAUAUGAGCUUUCUUGAUCGAUUAUUUCGUUUAUCCAGAAGACCACAUAUUACAGACAUCAAUUAUAUAGACGAUGAAGUCUUUGCAGAUAUUGAUGAAAGUGAAAUAACAGCUGUGAUGAAUGGUGAUACACAUAUGGAUGUAUCAUCUAAUGUUGAAAAUAAAUUUAUGAAUAAUCUUAAAUCAUUUAUUGAUGAAUUAAGUGAAGAAAAAGAUGUUAUUAUGGGAACAAUUGAUGAAGAUACAUUAUUUAAUCGGAGAUGUCAAAAAGUGAAAUCUUUACCUUUAUCAAUAAAAAACGAUGAAAUAUUAUUUAGUCGAACAUUUUUUUGA